This is a messenger RNA of Penicillium chermesinum, 921 nucleotides long. RefSeq lists its product as uncharacterized. Lineage: Eukaryota; Fungi; Ascomycota; Eurotiomycetes; Eurotiales; Aspergillaceae. The record is from RefSeq and is a predicted model, not a curated record. The transcript has a single exon. Bases 1 to 921 code for a protein of 306 amino acids. Gene Ontology annotation, molecular function: carbon-oxygen lyase activity, acting on phosphates.
AUGGAAAUGUCUCAACGUGCAGAUGAAAUCUCGAAAGAGGAUUAUCGUACCAUCGUCUGUACAUUCUUAUCUACACACAAGUUCAACGUCGUCAAAAAUGAUCCAGAUGUCGAAAAUGCCGUCUUCACCCAGUUUCUUAGAUAUGAAGAGAUUAGUGAAGAAAAGGCCAGAUAUCUGGCUAUCAUUGGGGCUUCUACCGCGCAGCAUUUUUAUCCGUACCACAAGAGAGAAACUCGACAGGCAAUCGGCAUCUUCACUGCCUUUUUGGGAGCUGUCGAUGACCACGGAGCUCAAUUUCUGAGCGGAAUUCAACAAUUUGGACAGAGUAUCGUUGGUGACACAUCGCAAACUUCUCUUCUGCGGGACUACAAAGAUCUGUGCUCACAAUUCGGGAACUAUUAUACCCCUUUUUGUGCAGAUAGGAUCCUAGUUGGAACAAUCAACUUCGUCAGUUCCACCGCCUUGGAAAACGAGAGUCAUGAUUUUGCUCACCUCUCGAAGGCACCGAAUUUCCCACACUAUUUUCGGUCCAUGACUGGAUUGUCGGAAGCCUUUGCUUGGUUAUUAUUGGCAGAAGAAUUCUGUUCAUCCGCUCGAUUCGAUCUCUUUAUACAAAUUGCUCCGGAUCUCAUGGACUAUACAGACGGUCUCAAUGAUUUGCUAUCUUUUUAUAAAGAGUAUUUUCUCGCCACAGAAGAGACAAAUCCUAUUUGUCUUCGAGCGAAGGCUGAAGGCUGUGACUUGAAAAAGGUACUUCAUUCAUUAUGCACGGAGCUUGAGAGGUAUGCCGACCGGAUGAAAGAAGUUGUUUCGGAGGACCCUGAGUUACUACGGUUGCUCGAUGCUUACUUGCAAGGCUCUAUCGGUCUUCAUAUCAGUCAGAUACGCUAUCGGUUGCACGAACUCUCCUUGCCUGUUUAA